This is a messenger RNA of Schistocerca cancellata (South American locust), 961 nucleotides long. RefSeq lists its product as uncharacterized. NCBI's taxonomy places the organism in Eukaryota, Metazoa, Arthropoda, Insecta, Orthoptera, Acrididae. The transcript has 4 exons. The coding region runs from base 125 to 574 and encodes 149 amino acids. The record is from RefSeq and is a predicted model, not a curated record.
UAAUAAUGUCUUUGGUGUGACGGAGUGCAGGAAUCCCGCCAAUACAACUGCAACGUAGCACGUGCACGAGUUGAGCGUAGAGGUCUCUCAGUGAGUAGCUGGUCGCUUGUUGGUCGAGGGAGCAAUGGACAACAGGAGAGAGAAUGGAACAGUCCAGCGCAAAAAGAAACUGAGUCUUCGGGGCAACAGACUUAGAAAGAAACGUUCUAGUUAUUCAGAGGAUACGUCCCCGUCUUCGUCUGCGACUGAGGAGACGAGCACGUCGUUGAGCAGCUGCGACACGAGCGGCUGCAGCGCAUCCGACACUAGUAGCUGCAGUACAACAGACACCAGCUACUCCAGCGAAGACAGCUCCACUUCAAACCCCAGCACUACCUCCAGCGGCGGCUCAUCUUCCAGUAGCUCCGCCACAAGUUCCACUGAAGACGGUACCUCAACUGCUUCCAGUUCCUCCGUCCAAGACGCAAACACGGAAUCCUUAUCGGGCGAAGAUUCUUCAGUCCAGAUACUUGCUGACAAAACUGCUAAGUUGUAUGUUUGGACGUCAACAGAUUCUGAUGAAGGUGAAGACUAAACAGUAACCGAAAGGAAUUGGAUCUACUGCAAUGCAGCAUUUUGUGGUGCUGUCUACUGGAUCCACAAAACUUGUUUAAAUUUCUACUGAGAUAAAAAUUGGGUGUAAAAAUGUUCUUACUUCUUGAAAGUUUUGUAAUAGAUGAAAAUCUUUGGAUUUCUAGUCUACACUUUAAUAUAUAAGCAGUAUAUUAAUUUUAGUUUCCUUGCUGACACUCUAAAUUUUAAUGUAAUUCCUGAUGUUAAAACGACUCUUUGGUAUUAGGGGAAGGUUCAGUGUUAAGUGACUGGAAAAAUUUAAUAUUUUAAAGGAAAAGAAUAUCUUGGUUUGUGGAGACUAAAAAUAUUUUUGAAAAUGUCAUUUUCUGUUAGUUAAUAAAGUAUUGUA